Molecule: messenger RNA, 1593 nt
Organism: Acanthosepion pharaonis
Lineage: Eukaryota; Metazoa; Mollusca; Cephalopoda; Sepiida; Sepiidae
Source: the annotation of a GenBank genome assembly
AUGUCACUAGUUCCAUUUUUCUUUCAUUUUUAUUGUCUUUAUUUAAUUCGUUUCUUUAUGUAUCUUUCUAAUUCAUUUCCUUCCUUUCCGCUUCCAUCAUUAUUUUACUCGCAUCUGCCCUUAUUUUUACUUGUUCUGUUCAUAUCCAUCUAUUUUUGCUCCAACCACAUUUCUUUAUCUAUCUAUCUAUCUAUCUAUCUAUCUAUCUAUCUAUCUAUCUAUCUAUCUAUCUAUCUGGGAGAAUUAUAUUUCUUUCUUUCUUUCUUUCUUUCUUUCUUUCUUUCUUUCUUUCUUUCUUUCUUUCUUUCUGGGACAAUUAUCUUUCUUUCUUUCUAUCUAUCUAUCUAUCUAUCUAUCUAUCUAUCUAUCUAUCUUGGACAAUUAUUUUUCUUUCUAUCUAUCUAUCUAUCUAUCUAUCUAUCUAUCUAUCUAUCUAUCUAUCUAUCUAUCUGGGAGAAUUAUAUUUCUUUCUUUCUUUCUUUCUUUCUUUCUUUCUUUCUUUCUUUCUUUCUGGGACAAUUAUCUUUUUUUCUUUCUAUCUAUCUAUCUGGGACAAUUAUCUAUCUAUCUAUCUAUCUAUCUAUCUAUCUAUCUUUCUUUCUUUCUUUCUUUCUUUCUUUCUUUCUAUCUAUCUAUCUAUCUGGGAGAAUUAUCUUUCUUUCUUUCUUUCUAUCUAUCUAUCUAUUUAUCUAUCUAUCUUGGACAAUUAUUUUUCUUUCUAUCUAUCUAUCUAUCUAUCUAUCUAUCUAUCUAUCUAUCUAUCUAUCUAUCUGGGAGAAUUAUAUUUCUUUCUUUCUUUUUCUUUCUUUCUUUCUUUUUCUUUUCUUUCUUUUCUGGGACAAUUAUCUUUCUUUCUUUCUUUCUCUACCUGGGACAAUUAUCUUUCUUUCUUUCUUUCUUUUUCUUUUUUCUUUCUUUCUUUCUUUCUUUCUUUCUUUCUAUCUGGGACAAUUAUCUUUCUUUCUUUCUAUCUAUCUAUCUGGGACAAUUAUUCAUCUAUCUAUCUAUCUAUCUAUCUAUCUAUCUAUCUAUCUGUCUUUCUUUCUUUCUUUCUUUCUUUCUUUCUAUCUAUCUAUCUAUCUAUCUAUCUAUCUUUAUCUUUCUUUCUUUCUUUCUAUCUAUCUAUUUAUCUAUCUUGGACAAUUAUUUUUCUUUCUUUCUUUCUUUCUUUCUUUCUUUUAUCUAUCUAUCUAUUUAUCUUGGACAAUUAUUUUUCUUUCUUUCUUUCUAUCUAUCUAUCUAUCUAUCUAUCUAUCUAUCUAUCUAUCUAUCUAUCUAUCUACUUAUAAUUUUUUUUCUUCUUUUUUUCUUUAUUUCUUCCUUAUUAUUUCUAUUUCUUUCCCUUUGUUUCCACUUCAUCAUUUUUUAUUUUUACUCCUGGCUGCCUAUACAUUUUAUUGCUUCUUUCUUUCUUUCUUUCUUUCUUUCUUUCUUUCUUUCUUUCUUUCUUUCAGUUCCUUGUAUAUUUCUUUCUUUUUCUACAUUGUUUUUUUAAUUUGUAGUUCUUUCUUUGUCAUUUUGCCAUCUUACUCAUUUAAUUUUAUUACUUAUUUAUUCAUCAUAUUCCAUCGCAAAUAUUUUUUUUCUUUUUAA